Menidia menidia (Atlantic silverside) is the source of this 1875-nucleotide messenger RNA. The record is from the annotation of a GenBank genome assembly. NCBI's taxonomy places the organism in Eukaryota, Metazoa, Chordata, Actinopteri, Atheriniformes, Atherinopsidae.
AAAGGCAGAGAGGAGCCGUUUCCUCUCGGUUUUGAUUCUGCCUCACGCAGCGCUGCUCUAUCAUCUUUUGCAUCCUGCACGCGAAAGGCGUGUCUCCUCUAAAGCUUUUUCUCGUUUUUAUAACCACCAAUCCAGAUUGAAUUUGGGGACUGGGUGAAGGACGCAACUCACGCUGCACGGCGGCUGCAUGGAGUCCAUCUCAGCUGCAAGGAUGAUGCAGUGAUAAGGGACACGGCUUCUUUUCCGCCGUAUCGCACCCAGCCGGCAUCGUCAGCUGUUGCUCUUGAGGAGAGUGAAAGAGUGGAGAGCAACAGAAAGGCCGAACUAUGCCCCUGAGUUGCAAUCGGUAACCGUUUUUUCCAGCCCUAAGUCCACCGGGGAGCGGAUGCGAGCAGCAGGGGUUGUUAACGAACCUCAAAGUAUUUUCUACCCUUUGUUGGUGCCGGUGGAGCUGAGCCAAUGGAGAAAGCUACUCAGCCGCCCCAGCCCCAGCUCCAACUGUCGAUAGCCAAAACUGAAAGUCCGGCAGAGGACAUAUCCGGUCUGACCGACGAGGAGCUGCUCAAAUGGACCAAGGAGGACCUGGUGCGCCGGCUGAGGCGGUCUGAGGCCGACAAGAUGAGCGUGAUUCUGGACCACGGGAAUCUCAUCCGGGAGGUCAAUCGCAGCCUCCAGCUGCACUUAAACGAGAUCAGGGGGCUGAAGGACAUCAACCAGAAGCUGCAGGAGGACAAUCGCGAACUGCGGGACUUGUGCUGCUUCUUAGACGACGACCGCCAAAAAGGAAAACGCGUGUCCAGGGAAUGGCAGCGCCUUGGACGUUACAGCGCCAGCAUCAUGCGCAAAGAGGUGACCCUCUACCUUCAGAAGCUUAAGGAGCUCGAGCUUCGGCAAGACGAGGUGAUCCGGGAGAACCUGGAGCUGAAGGAGCUCUGCCUUCUGCUGGACGAAGAGAAGGGGGUGGUGGGCGGAGGGGGGAGCGUGGGGGGCGGCGGAGGUGGGGGGAGUACAGGGAUGGGAGGCUGCCGUAACUCCAUAGACAGCCAGAACAGUUUGCUACUGGUGCCGGGGCAAGGUCUGCUCAUGAGAGACGUGGGAGAUGGAAGCAGCACCUCGAGUGCCGGUAGCGCCGACAGCUCCGAUCACCCCCACCUCAAGCAGACUCUCCUCGCUUCGGUAGUGGGUGGUGUUGGCGGUGGCGGGGAGAAAGGGAGCCCCGAACUGGUCCACAAACCGCGGUGUAGCAGCAUCAGCGGUAUCGCGGGAGGAAGUGGAGGAGACAGGGAGGUGUCGAGUCCCGAGCACCCGGCCGGGCGCCACCGAAGCACAAGCCUGGAGUACCCGUACACCCUGCCCCAGCUCUGCCGCCCCCGCUGUGGCUCCAUAUCCGUUCCCGACCACAGCCGGGUGAUACGGGGUCUGAGCCCCGAGAAGUACGGGAGAAACAUCGGCCGGCGCAGUCCCGAGCAGCAUCCCAAGCACCACAGCUCGGAUCUCCUCCUGGGCCAGAGGCAGCACUUCCUGAGCCAGGGGGGCAGCGGGGAGCUCUACCAGAGGCACCAGAGGAGCAGCAUCAGCGGGACGGGCUGCGGGAGUCCCGAGUCCCGGCACGCACAUUUAGGGACCGCCGACCACCACGAAAAGGUCUGCAUGGUCCAGGGUAGCAGCCCCGAAACUCACAGGCACCAGUACAGUAUGAGCCCUGACCAUGUGAAGUUCAGCAGUCCAGUGAGAGACGGGCAGAGGAGGCCAGCCGGAGAUGACCUCUCACCUCAUCAUCGGAGCAUCUAUAAUGGCGUGAAUGGUAGGCAUGCGUUGGGGUUUAUGACUGUUUUUGUGGGACUGGUUGUGUUUUCAUGUCGUCAAGUCACUUGA